AUGAAGUACGCUACGUCACCUACGCCAUCUCGCAGCAACAGCUCGCUCUUAGGGAUGUCGUCAAGAACAACUUCACCGCUGCCUGCACCGGCCAAUUAUCGAGAUUGCAUGAGCGCUACUACCAAAAGCUACAAAUAUUUGCGCCGUUUCAUUAAGUUUGAUCAAAUGGAUUUCGAGUACGCAAUGUGGCAGAUGGUAUAUCUCUUCAUAGCACCCAAAAAAGUCUAUCGUAACUUUAACUAUCGAAAACAAACCAAAUCACAAUUCGCCCGCGACGAUCCAGCCUUUCUGGUGUUACUGGUUGGAUGCCUAUGUGUGACGUCGAUAGGAUUCGCGUGGGUGUUAAGCUUAGGAUUUGUGCAGACCAUCCUGUUUACACUUUACGUUGUAUUUGUUGACUGCAUAUUCUGCGGGAUGAUAGUGGCAACUUUUUUAUGGCUAAUUGCGAAUCGAUACUUUCGCGAUCGGAACAGUGAUUUUGACAUGGAGUGGGGCUAUGCGUUUGAUGUACAUUUAAACGCAUUUUUUCCACCCUUAAUACUGCUGCAUUUCAUUCAGCUGUUCUUUUACCAUCCCCUGAUCAGUAGGGACUGGUUUGUGUCAACCUUCAUCGGCAACACUAUUUGGCUGUUGGCCCUAGCGUACUACAUUUACAUCACCUUCCUAGGUUUUAACGUGGUACCAUCGCUGAAGAACACCCGAAUAAUUCUCGUAACGCUGCCCCUGCUAUGUCUAUUUUACAUCAUGACGCUUAUCAUAGGAUGGAAUUUAAGCGUAUCUUUGAUGUACUACUAUCACUAUCGCGUCUUAUAAACGUGUAUAAUCUUCAUGACGAAGUUGAUCGUAUGUUAAGCAAUAAAAAUAAAGCAA
Messenger RNA from Anopheles nili, 870 nucleotides. It is a transcript of the gene Unc50, whose product is annotated as protein unc-50 homolog. The transcript has 4 exons. Gene Ontology annotation, cellular component: Golgi membrane. The record is from RefSeq and is a predicted model, not a curated record. The coding region runs from base 1 to 813 and encodes 270 amino acids. NCBI's taxonomy places the organism in Eukaryota, Metazoa, Arthropoda, Insecta, Diptera, Culicidae.